AUCAGGUGCCGCAGUGCAUAAGCAACCUCAUGGCGUGUCUUGACGCCACCCCUCGCUGCUACUACUACAACACCUCCACCUACUCCUGCACCUGCUCCAACCCUCAAACACGGCCCUGGACCUGCACACCACUCAAAUCUCGGCCAGCAGGGUGCACGGACGUGCAGGCAGGGGUGUGUGCGCCAGGCGUGUGUGUGGACGAUGGCACGCGCCUCACAGGCUGCCAGUGUGCUGCCGGCUUCAUUCAACUCAACACGUCCUCCAACCUCCCUUACUGUGCUCCGGAAUCUGCUCAAAACUCAACAGCACCCUCCUCGAAACCAGCACCCCCCUCGGAACCAGCACCCCCCUCGGAACCAGCACCUUCCCCGGCACCAUCACCAGCUCCAGUGCCGCCUGCAGCAACGCCGCCCCCCAGAGGCAGCUGUGCUGCUUACUCCACCAACCCAUGCCUUCCCGGCGCGUGUGCGAAUGACUCUCUGAGCGCUGCAGGGUACUCUUGUGAUUGCCCGCCCGGCCUUGUGCACACCUCCCGCAACCACCGCCCUUCAUGCUCCAAAGAGGUGAACACAUGGCAGUGCACCGAAGCCAUCUGUGCCUGCUUGGACGUGUCGCCGCGCUGCUACUGGGUGGAUGGCUCCGCCUACUCCUGCUCCUGCGCCAUGCCCCAUGCACCCUUCAACUGCUCCAGGCUUCCAAGCAGGUCGGCCAACUGUUUAGAUGUCACCCUGGGCUUGUGUCUCCCCGGCUUCUGCCGCACCAACGGGUCGGCGUUCGUCGGCUGCUCGUGCGCCGCAGGCUUCAGCCAAUUCAAUCCUUCUGCAGGCGACCCUUAUUGUGCACCAGUUAUGCAUACAGAGCCGUCACCAGGACUAUCAUCCGCCGCCAUAGCAGGAAUCGCAGUCGGCGCUUCAUGUCUCCUCCUCCUCCUCAUCCUCACCCUCCUGCUUUGGCUGCGGCACCAUCUUCAACAGUCCAAAAAUCCUAAGUGGCGCAAGAGUGGGGCACAGGCGGACCAAGGCCUCUGGAGUAGCACACCAUUGGACCCAGCCGGAGUGCCUUCGUGUCGGGAGAUGCAAUUGGAGGAGCUGGUUGCUGCUACUGACAACUGGUCGCCACGCAACCUCCUGGGGAAGGGCGGGUAUGGCGAUGUGUUCCGAGGGGUGCCCCCUGGCGAUUCUGGCACUGUGUGGGCUGUGAAGCGCGCCAAAGUCAUCACCAAGGACUUCCGGAGAGAGGUGCAGCAGAUGGCAUCGAAGCACCACCCGAAUUUGGUGCGGCUGCUGGGGUACUGUGUGCACAUGGACGCGAGGACGGAGGAGCAUGAGCAGAUCGUGGUGUAUGAGUUCAUGGAUGGGGGCGACCUGCUGCGCUACUUGCAUGCUGCUCACAAGGACUCUUGCACUCCUCCUCUCUCCCUGAAGCAGCGUGUGAGUGUGCUGGUGGACAUGGCUCGAGGGCUGCACUACCUGCACAGCUUUGGCAUCGUGCAUCGCGACAUCAAGCCCGCCAAUGUCCUACUCGACCGCCACAUGACGGCCAAGAUUGCAGACUUUGGGAUUGCGCGCAUGGGGGACGAGAGCUCGACCGGCGACACGACUCGCAUCAUGGGCACCCCGGGCUACAUGGACCCUGCUUACUCCAAGUCCCGCAAGGCCACUGCUGCUGCUGACGUGUACAGCUACGGUGUGGUCAUGCUGGAGCUUCUCACAGCACGGCGAGCACUGCAGAAGAUCGGGGACUUGAACGUGCACAUUCGGCAAUGGGUGGAGCCGCUGGUGGCCUGUGGGGAUGCGGAGGGUUUCAGGGACCCGGCACUAGAUGCCCCCACUGACAUGCUUCUUCAAUUGGGACAGUUGGCAUUGCGCUGCACAGCCAUGCCCACAUCCCAUCGGCCACACAUGGACCAAGUGGUCUCGGAGCUUCUGAGAAUACACGAGAGUGUUGUUGGUGGCGAUAAAGAGGAGCCGAAUGCGGUCGAUUUGAUAAUUCAUAGUGUUGAGCAUCCGACUCAUUCUUUUGAAGAAGCAAUUGCUCUUGCUGUAGGCAUUCAACGGUCUGGGUCUGGGUCUCAAAGUCGUCGAGGCGACUCGAUUAUUCAAGAGAAGCUGCUCCCUUGUCGCGCGCCCUUCCGUCGUCGCCAUGGCUCGCUCGCUUGCCGCGAUUGCCCUCACGGCCACAGCGCUCCUCGUGCUGCUCUGUACGCGCUCAUCCCUCUUUCGCCUCUCGUGCUGCUCUGCGCAACCCAGUCAGAGGCGAAGGUGUUCACAGUGGGAGGCAGUGGGCUCAGUCCGUGGGGAUUCGGAGUGAAGAAGUGGAAGCCCAAGGGCGUCAUUCACGCGGGAGACACUCUCGUGUUCAAGUGGAGGGGCAUCCCGCAUGACGUGUGGAUCAUGAACACCAUGGAUGCGUACAACAACUGCGACUUCGGCGCAGCUACUAAGAAGACCGGCAUCACAUCCGUGGGGAAUUAUAGGUACAAGGUGCCAGCUUCAGCCGCGGGCACAUCCAUUCUCUUCUCAUGCAGCGUGCCUUUGCACUGCUCUGCGGAUAACAUGAAAGUGGCUGUACCGAUCCACGCCUGA
This is a messenger RNA of Closterium sp. Yama58-4, 2585 nucleotides long. Lineage: Eukaryota; Viridiplantae; Streptophyta; Zygnematophyceae; Desmidiales; Closteriaceae. The record is from the annotation of a GenBank genome assembly.